AUGUCGCCUUGGCGGUUUGACUAUAACGAUGCCGCUACGAACGCAGCUUCUGGCGAAACUGCGCCUGUGAGAGGAUCUAGCAGCGUACGGCAGAGGAGGCGGGGGUUUUCGCGCAGAGGAAGGGCGGGGGAACGGGCAGGCGGAGGCGCGGAUUCGUCCCCCUUGACGCCCGCCGGCGCGCGGACGCGGGGUGCUGCGCGCCUGUGGGCCGGGCGGAACAGCAGCGCGUCCGCAGAUGGAGAGUCUCCCAGGGGAGCCGGGGGGACCGCCGCCGUGGCUGCUGCUGCGGCGGCUGCGGCUGCCGCGGCGGCGGCUCUAGCAGCAGCGGAAGAGGCGUCAGGAGGAGGAUUUGUGGACGUUCCCCUUGACGGAUUCCGUCAGAUGUCUUCGUGGCUCUCCAGCAUCCCCACCGCAUCUCACCGCAUCAGACCGCAGAUCAUCUUCCAGAGGUAUAGCAAUCUCCCUGUGCUGCCGCCUCUGCCGGAUCAGGACGAUGGGGACGAUGGGCCGCCGCCCGCUGUUGCCACCCGGCCGGCCACUGCUCACUCCAGUCCAAGCCCUGCUGCCCCGGCCCGUGCUACAGUGGCUGCUACAGUGACGGAUUCCCCCCCCAUCAGCGAAGCGCCGGACGAUUUCUUUUGGCAGGGGGGAGAUGAGCGAGGAGGACUCGGGACCCCCUCGUCUGAGGCGCCAGAUGAUUUCUGGUGGCAGGGGGAGAUGAGCGAGGAGGACUCGGGGGUGAUUGAGGCAGCCAUGCAGGCCAUUCUCAUGGACGGACUGGCUGGCGCGCUGCAGGGAGGGGGAGGGGGAGGGCUGGGAGGGGGGCUGCACGGAGCGGGAGGGAGGAGGUUGAUGGUGCCGCAGAUGCUGCUGUUUGAGGAUGAGGAGGCGUGGACGUACGAGCAGCUGUUAGAGCUGGAUCGGAAUAACGUCAGACGAGGGCUGAAGCAGCAGGAGAUGUGGAAGCUAGAUCGGCGCAAGAUGGCACAUGGGGACGAGAGGGUGGAUUGCCAGAUCUGCCUGUCUGAGGCCGUGGCAGGCGAGCUUCUCACCUCCCUGCCUUGCAAGCACACAUACCAUGACGCCUGCAUCUCCUCCUGGUUCAAGACCCACCGCACGUGCCCCAUCUGCCGCUUCGAGAUUGCUGACUGA
Messenger RNA from Closterium sp. NIES-65, 1152 nucleotides. The record is from the annotation of a GenBank genome assembly. Lineage: Eukaryota; Viridiplantae; Streptophyta; Zygnematophyceae; Desmidiales; Closteriaceae.